Messenger RNA from Conger conger (European conger), 1182 nucleotides. RefSeq names its product mitochondrial ribosomal protein L47 (gene mrpl47). Gene Ontology annotation, molecular function: structural constituent of ribosome. Gene Ontology annotation, cellular component: mitochondrial large ribosomal subunit; mitochondrial ribosome. Lineage: Eukaryota; Metazoa; Chordata; Actinopteri; Anguilliformes; Congridae. The transcript is spliced from 7 exons. Bases 14 to 775 code for a protein of 253 amino acids. The record is from RefSeq and is a predicted model, not a curated record. Gene Ontology annotation, biological process: mitochondrial translation.
CAACUGUUCCAAGAUGGCGGCGACCGCUGCGGGACGUGUUCUGACACUUUGCAGACAAUUUCAGAUUGGAUUAAGGACUUCAGCGUUACCAAUUCAGCAGUCAGGGCUGCCUCUUACCAUGCCGACGAUUUGCCCUCUCAGGCAAACUCCCAGCUUGUUUGUCCAGAGGCAUGUGAGCUUUGCUGCCCAGUGUCGGUCGCUGCACACGUCCCAUUGCAAAAUGGGUCUGGAGGAGUUCUUCGAUAUUCCUGAAAAUUGGGGGGAAGAAACAGUCAAAUCAGGUGCACCUUGGACUGCAAAGCUGUUGAGAACUAAAAGUAACGAAGAUUUGCACAAACUAUGGUAUGUGCUCCUAAAAGAAAAGAACAUGCUGCUGUCAAUAGAACAGGAGUCAAAAAGACAGAGACGUUCAAUGCCCAGUCCAGAGCGUUUAAAAAAGGUUGAGCGAUCUAUGGUGAGACUGGACUCAGUGGUGGAGGAAAGACAGGAUGCAAUCCGCUUACUGCAGACUGGUCAGGAGCACGCACGCCCUGGGGCUUGGAGAAAAGAUCUCUUUGGAAGGACAUACUGGUAUAAAUUUACGGAGCACCCCAUUCCCUGGUACAUGAGCCGAAGAUACAAAAGAAAACGAUUCUACACACCACUGUUUGUUAAACCCUACCAAAGGCUCCGGUUGGAGAAGUACUUGUGUAGUAAAACAAGGAAGGAGAAGGCCGAGAGACAGAGGCAGCGUAAACUAAAGGAAAAGAUCGCACAGCAGUCUGCAAAGGCAUGAAAACAAACUUGUGCCAGUGGAUUCUGAUAACAGGCUUUCUGGGACAAGAACUAGUUUGUUUUUUGCUACAGUCCAAUUUACGCAGAUUAAAGAUUGUGUUCCCGAAACUGAAACUCCCAUCAUCAUAUGUUGUGUAAACUUUGUGUAUAUGCUUUUUUUGUCAUAUUUAGACAUGAGUGCUACUGUGUCAAGAGGCUGAAUGAAGUAUCAAAGACACAUCAGAGUAGUUUUUCGUAAUAUUCAGAGACAACAGCCAAACCAUUUUAUUUGUCCUUAAAAUCGAAUGCCCCUGACUGCAUGGAGGAGAUGGCGGAGCGGUGAUAUUCACUCUUGACCUUGAUAAGGCAAGAUUGAAUGUUUGCGUUGUUACUCAGCACUUAAUUGAUCAAUUAAAGCAGUUGAUUACA